Messenger RNA from Canis lupus familiaris (dog), 3215 nucleotides. RefSeq names its product nuclear pore complex protein NUP98A-like. The record is from RefSeq and is a predicted model, not a curated record. Lineage: Eukaryota; Metazoa; Chordata; Mammalia; Carnivora; Canidae. Bases 831 to 1778 code for a protein of 315 amino acids. The transcript is spliced from 3 exons.
GAGUCUCAUUAGGUACUGACUCCUCCGAUCCGCGCGUCCCGGCUCACCCUCCGCAGGCUGACAGUCAGGCCUGCUCCCCAGCAGCAUGUCUGUGGCCGGGACCUUCCAGAAGCCAGGGUGGAAGCCAGAAGACCAGAAGCGAGUUUCUCUCCCUAAUCACAUUUUGUUGAGGCUCCUGGGAAGAUCCGCCCUCGUCCCCCAUCGCACGGGAGCCCACCCUGGGUGCUGGGUCCCGGGUGCCGGCUCGGGCCGCCUGGGAGUCAAGCACUUGCUGCAGAUAGUCCUCCCGCCGCCCGGCCGCCCGGCAGGCACCGCCCUCCGCCAGCCAGGCUACCCUGCCGCCGCCCUCACCCGGGCCUCCUCUCCUCCCAGGCCCUGAGUCCUGGUAAUCGUGGGCUGGGCUGAAAUGCAAACCCCGGCUUGGAGGCUUCCAGAAGCCUCGGGAGGAGGAGACUCCGGUGAAAAUGUGGAUGGGAACAUGCGCUACCCGCUCCCUUCAGCUGUGAGUCUCCAGUACCCCCCUUCCCUCCCAACAAAGCUUUUCUGUCAGGUUUCUGACUCUGAUGAAGACUUUUAGCCGCAGCCCUUCUCCCCGCCCCCCCCAAUUCUGAAGGAUCUUUUGUCUUCUGAGCGAAAGAACUGAGGGAUUCGAAAGGCGGCCUUCUUUCUUUUCCCCCUUGUAAGUAAUGGGGGAAGAAUUUUUAAAAGAAAAAAUCUGAAGGAUAAAAGACAGGAAAAAACAAUAUGCAGCUAUUUUCUUUCUCAAAAAUUUAUUUUAAUGGAAAACAAGAGAAAGACCUUGAGGAAAAGACAGAAGAAGGCUGGGAGAAAUGCAGAAGCAGGAGGGGGGCCGGAGGCAUGUGACCCGGCACUUAGGAGGACCAUCACUAGGAGCACUCGGAGGCUCAUCGCAGGGAGCACGCGGGGCCCAUCACUGGGAGCACUCGGGAGCCCGUCACUGGGAGCACUCGGGAGCCCGUCACUGGGAGCAUUCGGGAGCCCGUCACUGGGAGGACUCGGGAGCCCGUCACUGGGAGCAUUCGGGAGCCCGUCACUGGGAGGACUCGAGAGCCUGUCCUGGGAGGACUCAGGAGCCCGUCACUGGGAGGACUCGAGAGCCCGUCACUGGGAGGACUCGAGAGCCCGUCACUGGGAGCACUCGGGAGCCCGUCACUGGUAGCACUCGGGAGCCCGUCACUGGGAGCACUCGGGAGCCCGUCACUGGGAGCACUCGAGAGCCCGUCACUGGGAGGACUCGGGAGCCCGUCACUGGGAGGACUCGGGAGCCCGUCACUGGGAGCAUUCGGGAGCCCGUCACUGGGAGGACUCGAGAGCCUGUCCUGGGAGGACUCAGGAGCCCGUCACUGGGAGGACUCGAGAGCCCGUCACUGGGAGGACUCGAGAGCCCGUCACUGGGAGCACUCGGGAGCCCGUCACUGGUAGCACUCGGGAGCCCGUCACUGGGAGGACUCGGGAGCCCGUCACUGGGAGCACUCAGGAGCCCGUCACUGGGAGGACUCGGGAGCCCGUCACUGGGAGCACUCGGGAGCCCAUCACUGGGAGCACUCGGGGGAGCCCAUCACUGGGAACACACGGGAUCCUGUCAUUGGGAGCACAUGGGAGGCCAUCACAGGGAGCAUUUGGGGUCUCAUCACUGGGAGCACUCGGGGGCCCAUCACUGGGAACACAUGGGAUCCUGUCACUGGGAGCACAUGGGAGGCCAUAACAGGGAGCACUCGGGGACCCAUCACUGGAAGGACUUGGGUGCCCAUCACUAGGAGGACCCAGGACACCCGUCACUGGGAGGACUCGGGUGCCCAUCAACAGGGCUGCAUAUCUACUGAACAGUUUCUCCCAAUUAGAGAGAAAAGGAACUGGAAGCCCCCGCCGAGGCCGUAGGAAGAGCGCUCCCCUCCGUGCAGCACCUGGCGGUGCCUGGCAUUCAGUAAAUGCUCAAUAAGGGCAGGGAUGAGCAAAGCAGGCUGUCACGGGCUACAGGUGCUGUUUUUCGUUUCCCCCGGGGACCAGAUGAAAGGCUGGCUGGGGACGGAGAGACAAGAGGCACAGGGCUCAGGCCUGUCUCCCGGGGUGCAGGUGUGCGAGGCCCCCAGAGGUCACACGGUGCCGACCUCUUCUCGUCCUACCCGUGCCCUUCCCUGGGCCAAUGAGAAGGCGGGUGUGAUCAUCACCACCUCGACCCGGCGCCCGUGUCCCAGCGUUCAAGGGAAUUACUUGGCGGCAGUAGUGGGUGUUGCCCACGGGGAGCCCCCCUCCCGCGCCCCCGGGGGUGGACUGCACCUGCACACUUCACCUGGGGCUCCCGCGGCUCUCCACAGCCCGCUCCACCGACGAUACCAGGUGGCCUAGGACCGCGGCUCGCAUCUUCGGAGCUGCUCACUGCCCGGCUGCCCGCCCGUGUGCAGGUUCUGUCCAGUCUCAACGGACCGGAUUUACCCCGUGAAAGAUUCGGGGCCACAUACACAGCCGUUUAGUCCAGGAUGCGCAUGGUACGUUUCGAGGAGAAAGUCGGCAGUGGGCAGUGGGCAGUGGGCGAGGCGGGGCCGGAAAGAGAAGCAAGACGGGAGCAACAACUCGAGCUCGGGUCCGGUUAGUCCGCUCGGUGCUCGCCAGGAGCUUCCGAGCAGCAAGUGCAACAAGGGCGAAGCCAAAAAUCAGUGACGCAACGUAUCGUAGCCGCGAAAUAAAAACCAGCUGGCGGCUUGGGAAGAGCACGGCCACGGCACGUUCUCCGCAGAUGCUCAGCAAGGACGCGUGGUGUGCUGAGCCACAUCCACAACAUCUGCCCCCCCGAGUUUCAAGGCUCAGGGGAAGCAAUUCCUGGGGGGGCCCGGAGCCUGUCAGCCCCCGCCAGCCGCUCUCUGAGGCUCUGGCUCAGUCUGGGGAUAAACCCAGAGUAUCUGCAGGCGAGGACAGCAGGGGGGCGUCACGGCGGAGGGAGAGCGCCCCAUGGGAGGCCGGACUCCUGCCCCAGCACGGCCACUGCUCCCACGGCCACCGGUUCUUCCCGGGAGGCACCUGCAGGGAAGGAGCCAGAAGCCAAGACUGUGGGCCGCCAGCUAUGCCGACGUCUGCGGCGGGGGGGGCUGCUUGAGUGGAACCCCCAAAAUACAAAAGUACUUGGGCAUUUAAAAUAAAUCUCGGGGAUCCCUGGGUGGCGCAGCGGUUUGGCGCCUGCCUUUGGCCCAGGGCGCGAU